Molecule: messenger RNA, 4449 nt
Organism: Echinops telfairi (small Madagascar hedgehog)
Lineage: Eukaryota; Metazoa; Chordata; Mammalia; Afrosoricida; Tenrecidae
Gene: PPFIA3
Product: PTPRF interacting protein alpha 3
Exons: 28
Coding region: 49-3633 (1194 amino acids)
Biological process (GO): synapse organization
Cellular component (GO): presynaptic active zone
Molecular function (GO): protein binding
Source: RefSeq, a predicted model, not a curated record
AGGCCUGCCUCAGUUACCCGCCCCCGCCCGCAGGCUGGCACCGCCGCCAUGAUGUGCGAGGUGAUGCCCACCAUCAGCGAGGAUGGCCGGCGGGGCUCGGCGCUGGGCCCGGACGAGGCGGGUGGCGAACUGGAGCGCCUCAUGGUCACGAUGCUCACGGAGCGCGAGCGGCUGCUGGAGACGCUGCGCGAGGCGCAGGACGGGUUGGCGACGGCGCAGCUGCGGCUGCGCGAGCUGGGCCACGAGAAAGACUCGCUGCAGCGCCAGCUCAGCAUCGCGCUGCCCCAGGAGUUUGCAGCCCUGACGAAGGAACUGAAUCUAUGUCGGGAGCAGCUGUUGGAGCGGGAGGAGGAAAUAGCGGAGUUGAAGGCGGAGCGGAACAACACGCGGCUUCUCCUGGAACACCUGGAGUGCCUGGUGUCCAGGCACGAGAGGUCUCUGCGCAUGACCGUGGUGAAGCGCCAGGCCCAGUCCCCAGGGGGGGUCUCCUCGGAGGUGGAGGUGCUGAAGGCACUGAAAUCCCUCUUUGAGCACCACAAAGCCCUGGAUGAGAAGGUCCGCGAGCGGCUGCGGAUGGCGCUGGAGCGGGUGGCAGUGCUGGAGGAAGAGUUGGAGCUGAGCAAUCAAGAGACUUUGAAUCUUCGAGAGCAGAUGUCUAGGCGACGCUCCGGCCUGGAGGAGCCAGGCAAGGAUGGAGAUGGGCAGGCCCUUGCCAAUGGCCUGGGUCCCGGAGGGGACUCGAACCGGCGGACGGCCGAGCUGGAGGAGGCCCUGGAGCGGCAGCGAGCGGAGGUGUGCCAGCUGCGGGAGCGCCUGGCGGUAUUGUGCCGCCAGAUGAGCCAGCUGGAGGAGGAGCUGGGCACCGCCCACCGCGAGCUGGGUAAGGCCGAGGAAGCUAGCACCAAGCUGCAGCGAGACCUCAAGGAGGCGCUGGCACAGCGCGAGGAUAUGGAAGAGCGAAUCACGACGCUGGAGAAGCGCUACCUGAGUGCCCAGCGGGAGGCCACGUCUCUGCACGACGCAAACGACAAGCUGGAGAAUGAGCUGGCCAGCAAGGAGUCGCUGUACCGGCAGAGUGAGGAAAAGAGCCGUCAGCUGGCCGAGUGGCUGGAUGACGCCAAGCAGAAGUUACAGCAGACGCUGCAGAAAGCGGAGACCUUGCCCGAGAUAGAGGCGCAGCUGGCGCAGCGCGUGGCGGCGCUCAACAAGGCCGAGGAGCGCCAUGGGAAUUUUGAGGAGCGGCUCCGGCAGCUGGAGGCCCAGUUGGAGGAGAAAAAUCAGGAGCUGCAGCGGGCGCGGCAGCGGGAGAAGAUGAACGACGAUCACAACAAGCGGCUGUCGGAGACGGUGGACAAGCUGCUGAGCGAAUCCAACGAGCGCUUGCAGCUCCACCUCAAGGAACGCAUGGGGGCUCUAGAGGAGAAGAAUUCCCUGAGUGAAGAGAUCGCCAACAUGAAGAAACUUCAGGAUGAGCUGUUGCUGAACAAGGAGCAGCUCCUGGCAGAGAUGGAGAGGAUGCAGAUGGAGAUCGACCAGUUGAGAGGGAGACCCCCAUCCUCUUAUUCUAGGUCUCUCCCUGGCAGUGCUUUGGAACUCCGUUAUUCCCAGGCACCCACAUUGCCUUCUGGUGCUCACCUGGACCCCUACGGGGCUGGCAGUGGCCGGGCAGGCAAGAGAGGCCGUUGGUCAGGGGUCAAGGACGAGUCCUCCAAGGAGUGGGAACGAUCUACCCCUGCCGGGUCCAUGCCACCGCCAUUCCCUGGAGAGCUGGAUGGCUCCGACGAGGAGGAAGCGGAAGGGAUGUUUGGGGCUGAGCUGCUGUCCCCCAGUGGGCAGGCUGACGUGCAGACAUUGGCCAUCAUGCUUCAGGAGCAGCUGGAAGCUAUCAACAAGGAGAUCAAGCUAAUCCAAGAGGAGAAGGAGACAACAGAACAGAGGGCAGAGGAGUUAGAAAGUCGGGUGUCCAGCUCUGGCCUGGACUCCCUGGGUCGCUAUCGAAGCAGCUGCUCCUUACCCCCUUCUCUCACCACCUCUACUCUCGCCAGCCCCUCCCCUCCCAGUUCUGGUCAUUCAACACCCCGUCUGGCUCCCCCUAGCCCUGCCCGUGAGGGCACAGACAAGGCCAAUCAUGUCCCCAAGGAAGAAGCUGGGGCCCCUCGGGGAGAAGGACCAGCCAUCCCGGGAGACACCCCACCUCCCACCCCUCGCUCUGCCCGCCUUGAGAGAAUGACCCAGGCCUUGGCACUACAGGCGGGGUCCCUGGAAGAUGGGGGGACUUCACGGGGCAGUGAGGGUACCCAGGAUUCUCUGCACAAGGCCCCCAAAAAGAAGAGUAUCAAGUCAUCCAUAGGCCGUCUCUUUGGCAAGAAGGAGAAGGGGCGCAUGGGACCACCAGGCCGGGACAGCCCUUCCCUGGCGGGGACACCCUCGGAUGAGACCCUGGCCACUGACCCUCUGGGGCUAGCCAAGCUGACAGGCCCAGGAGACAAGGACCGAAGGAACAAGAGGAAGCAUGAGCUCCUGGAGGAGGCCUGCCGCCAGGGCCUGCCCUUUGCUGCCUGGGAUGGGCCCACUGUAGUCUCCUGGCUGGAGCUGUGGGUCGGCAUGCCCGCGUGGUACGUGGCCGCCUGCCGCGCCAACGUCAAGAGUGGAGCCAUCAUGGCCAACCUGUCGGACACGGAGAUCCAGCGGGAGAUCGGCAUCAGUAACCCCCUGCACCGGCUCAAGCUGCGCCUGGCCAUCCAGGAGAUGGUGUCCCUGACUUCACCCUCGGCCCCCGCCUCCUCCCGCACGUCCACAGGAAACGUGUGGAUGACGCAUGAGGAGAUGGAGUCGCUCACAGCCACCACCAAGCCUGAGACCAAGGAGAUCAGCUGGGAGCAGAUCCUGGCAUAUGGCGACAUGAACCACGAGUGGGUGGGGAACGACUGGCUGCCCAGCCUGGGGCUGCCCCAGUACCGCAGCUACUUCAUGGAGUCGCUGGUGGAUGCCCGGAUGCUAGAUCACCUUAACAAGAAGGAACUCCGGGGCCAACUCAAGAUGGUGGACAGCUUCCACAGGGUGAGUCUACAUUAUGGGAUUAUGUGCCUGAAACGGCUCAACUAUGACCGGAAGGACUUGGAGCGGAGGCGGGAAGAAAGUCAGACCCAGAUCCGAGACGUGAUGGUGUGGUCCAACGAGCGGGUCAUGGGUUGGGUGUCCGGGCUGGGUCUGAAGGAAUUCGCCACCAACCUCACGGAGAGCGGGGUGCACGGGGCGCUGCUCGCCCUGGAUGAGACCUUCGACUACUCGGAUCUGGCCUUGCUCCUGCAAAUCCCCACGCAGAACGCGCAGGCCCGGCAGCUUCUGGAGAAAGAAUUCAGUAACCUCAUCUCCUUGGGCACAGACAGGCGGCUGGACGAGGACAGCGCCAAGUCCUUCAGCCGCUCCCCUUCUUGGCGGAAGAUGUUCCGAGAGAAGGACCUCCGAGGCGUAACCCCCGACUCAGCUGAGAUGUUGCCCCCUAACUUCCGUUCAGCCGCAGCAGGGGCCCUGGGCUCACCGGGGCUCCCUCUCCGCAAGUUGCAGCCAGAAGGUCAGACUUCUGGGAGCUCCCGGGCAGACGGCGUCUCGGUCCGGACAUACUCCUGCUAGUGUAAGCCUCCAGGUGAGGAUUGUACCGGGCUACCGCGUGGGUGCAAGGCGGCACAUUGGAAUCCUUGCCGCUCGACAUGAAUGCAGGUGACCUCACUUGGAUGGAAGAGCCUUCCAGAGUCUGGGCUGUGCCAGCUCAGGCCGGCCGGGUUUGGCUGCACGCACCUCGGAUUGCUGAGAGCCGGCGGGGGAAGCACACGCCUCGGACUGGACCAUCUGUACAGACAAGCGGGGGAUGUGCUUCCCCGCCUCACGAAUGGCCUGGACCAAACCACAUGAACCGGACCGGCGGGGGGCGGGGGGCGCCGGGAGAGGAAAAGGGCAGGAAGAAAUCCAGCCGCACCCUUCCGCCUCCCUUUUCUCUACUUUGUAAUUUAUUGAUCAGUUUCCGACGGGAGACGGGUGCCCUUUCCCUGUGGGAAGGGGGCGGGGCUUCCCUCCGGGGCCGCAUGCGAGGAGAGGCUGCCCCCUCCCCUUUGUCCUCCUCAGUCGCGGGGCCCAAGUCUUCCUUCUGCCUCCGAAAGGAGGGGAGGGUGACUCGCUGCUACAAGCCUCGCCCCCGUACCAUUUGGCCCCACCCCGUGGCUGUUCCCCUGGGUCAGCUGAGUGCGGGGAGGGGGGUGUCCCCCAUCUCCUGCGCCCCCCUUGUCUCGUGUCCCCGGGCCCUGCCCCCGCCCCCGUGCUGUUGCCGUGUUCGUGCCCCGGGGGAAGGGGACGCAGACCUGCGUACCUCCUUCCCCUCUGGCUCCGGGGUUUGCAUGGGAGAAUCCUCUUGCCAAGAUGCCACUGGGCGACGUGGCGUGGGGGGAGGGGGGA